AUGGCACUUCUCCUGCGCCGCUCCCGCUGGCUGCUCCUGUCCAUCGUCUUUAUCAUCACCGCCUUUUCGCUCUUUGGUCAUGUAAAAUCUCCAUUUCAAAAACCCGUCGAAGAGUCGUACGGAAGACCUACGGAGCAGUCGACCUACGCGACGCCCCCAAGGCCCGAAGACGAAGCUUGGGAAUUCGAUUCGAAACGCGACAGCCUCAAUUACGGUCUUUCCGAUGAUCAGUGCAUGAGCGCAUUUCCCGAUUUAUUCCAAGAAAUCGACCGUGCUCGCGACUUUCUCCUGGACCAAAAUAAGCGCAUAAAAGAGUCGGAUGUCCAAGUGGACGCUAAGGAUGAUUAUACCGGUCUUCAACAUGGCGAAUUCCACGUUAUGAUUUCGAAUGGAGAACUAUACGUGAUCAAGGAGAAGAAGGGCGAGCCGGACCGCUCCCGUGGUCUCGCCGCCCUGGCCAACUUGUACCGCGCCAUAACCGCCAUCCCAGACCCUCGAUCGCUGCCGAACGUCGAAUUUAUCAUCGAUAUCGAGGACCGCGCAGCCAGGGGCGAAAAGAACCCGAAACGUAUCAGGUGGGCUUGGGCGCGUCAAGAAAGCAACCCUUGGCUGUGGGUUAUGCCCGACUUCGACGGAUGGAGCUACCCUGACGACGGCGUCGGAUCGUACACGCAGUUUCGCGAAGAUGUGGAAGAGCUGGAGACGGAAUACCCUAACGGAUGGGAUGAUAAGGAGGAUAAGCUGUGCUGGCGGGGGAGUUUGGCAGUGAAUCGUAAGCUACGAACCGCGCUCGUGGAUGCCGCGAAAGGACACGACUGGAACGACGUCGAGGCCAUAGAUUGGCAUAACCGUUCCAACAUUCUGGAUAUGCGAGACUUCUGUCGCUUCAAGUACGUUGCGCACACCGAAGGCAAUUCUUGGAGCGGACGAUUACGAUAUUUGCACAACUGUAACAGCGUCCCCGUCAUUCAUAAGCUGGACUACGUAUUUCAUUACCAGCCUCUUCUGAAGGAUAGCGGUCCUCAUCAGAAUUACGUUAAGGUGAGAAGGGACUGGUCAGACUUGAAGGCUCAGAUGGACGGCCUCUUCGCAGACCCUGAUCGAGCACGGCAAAUCGCCCUAGAGUCUACGAGAGUGUUCCGAGACCGCAAUCUCACGCCGGCCGCCGAGGCGUGUUACUGGCGCCGAAUGAUCCACAACUGGCGCGCCGUGAUGGAUUUCGAACCUCGACGUUACGAAACCAAGGCGGACGGUACCAAGGGCAGGAGAGGUAUGAGCUGGGAACGUUUUGCCUUUAGACAGAAGAAGAGCUUCGAGCAUGGUUUUUGGGAACCUGACAGCGGCGACGACGUAACCGAGUAA
Molecule: messenger RNA, 1362 nt
Organism: Annulohypoxylon truncatum
Lineage: Eukaryota; Fungi; Ascomycota; Sordariomycetes; Xylariales; Hypoxylaceae
Product: glycosyl transferase family 90-domain-containing protein
Exons: 3
Coding region: 1-1362 (453 amino acids)
Source: RefSeq, a predicted model, not a curated record